AUGGAUCCAGCGACGUUUGUUGAUCCGAACCUGACGCAGCCGGACCUGUUGGUUCUCAAGUGCUUGCUGCGAGAUAUCGACGAAGUACGGUCGAAACAACCGAGCCUGACGACCAAUGGCAACGGCCACGCCAAUGGAUCGAGUACUGGCUCCAGCACGCGAGAUGCGACUAAAGAAGCCGCAAGCUUCCGGGGACCGUCCCGAGACGACAUCAAAGACGACAAAGAAACCAUCGAGUACCUGAAGAACCUCAACGAUCCGGCCCACGACGACUUCGAUCCCACCGUCUUCGUCACCUGGGAUACGCAGCGGCUCCCGUUCCCGGCCGUCGUGCAGCAAUGGCUGAUCAGGCCGUAUAUCGCCAUGGCACGCAAGCUCGUCCGCGUUGAGACCGACGUGGCCAUGUUCUCGCAUCUCCAGCUAUACUUCACUACUUCGGUGCCGAGCGCUAUACUGCUGUUUUACCACUUUACCUGGGUGCACGGCAUACUGCACUGGCUCAUGCAGUCGUGGUAUAUGGGCACAUACACGCUCAUGAUGCACCAGCACAUCCACAUGGGCGGAGUGCUGAGCAGGAAGCUCUGGCUGGUUGACUAUGUGUUUCCGUACAUCACCAACCCGCUGAUGGGCCAUACGUGGAACUCGUACUAUUACCAUCACGUCAAGCAUCAUCAUGUCGAAGGGAAUGGGCCCGAGGAUAGAUCUUCGACACUACGGUAUCAGCGUGACGAGUUGGUUGACUUUCUGGCAUACGUGGGCCGCUUCUUGUUUCUGGUCUGGAUCGACUUGCCGGUCUAUUUCUUGACCAAGGGGAAGUACGUGAUGGCUGGGAAGGCGGCGUUCUGGGAGAUGGGGAACUACGCCGUGCUGAUAUCACUGUUUACGAUGGUGAACGCGAGGGCGACGGUGUUUGUGUUUUUGCUGCCGUUGCUGCUGAUGAGGAUUGGGAUGAUGGUAGGCAAUUGGGGACAGCAUGCGCUUGUCGAUGAGAUCGAUCCUACCUCCGACUACCGCUCGAGUAUCACCCUCGUCGAUGUUCCGAGCAACCGGUUCUGCUUCAAUGAUGGCUACCAUACAUCCCACCACCUCAACCCCCGGCGCCACUGGCGAGACCACCCGGUGGCCUUUUUAUCGCAGAAAGCCCGCUACUCCAACGAACAGGCACUUGUGUUCCGCAACAUCGACUAUAUCAUGAUGACGGUCAAGCUGCUGCAGAAGGACUACAUGCAUCUAGCCAAGUGUUUGGUACCGAUUGGCGAGGAGCAGAUCAACAUGAGCAUGGAGCAGAGGGCAGGGAUGUUGAAGCGGAAGACGAGAAAGUUCAGCGAAGAGGAGAUAUCAAAACUGUACGGUAAAGCAUAG
Molecule: messenger RNA, 1362 nt
Organism: Arthroderma uncinatum
Lineage: Eukaryota; Fungi; Ascomycota; Eurotiomycetes; Onygenales; Arthrodermataceae
Exons: 3
Coding region: 1-1362 (453 amino acids)
Biological process (GO): lipid metabolic process
Source: RefSeq, a predicted model, not a curated record